Molecule: messenger RNA, 1891 nt
Organism: Frankliniella occidentalis (western flower thrips)
Lineage: Eukaryota; Metazoa; Arthropoda; Insecta; Thysanoptera; Thripidae
Exons: 7
Coding region: 101-1891 (596 amino acids)
Source: RefSeq, a predicted model, not a curated record
ACAACCGAAGCGCGACCCGACUCGUGCGUUUGGAGAGGUUAUUGUUUUCGGUAUGCAUUUACUUUAGUACGUAAUUUGGUGUAACGAGUAAAUUUGAACUAUGCCAAAAAAGUCGAGAAGACGUCGCGACACAAAAAAGAAGCAAGGCCGGAGGCCACCUGUUAAUGCGAAGCAGGCGAAAGAGAGUAGUGAUGUUCCAAAUGAAAAUUCUAUUGAAGAACAGGACCCUGGGAGUGAACAUUUUCCAGGCAAUAAUGGGUGUGAGACUGAAUCAGUGGACUUGUCUCCUCGAGUCUGCUUGCCAUUUUCACCUGACCUCACAAAUCAUUCGGAGGUAACUGCAUCAGGCACCACUUGUGAAAUGUCUCCAUUUAAUUCUUUUUGCCCUAGUGCAGAAGAGUAUGAUAAAACUGCCAACAUUUCUGAAGCGCUAGAGGUUCAUGAUCAGAAUGUUGUUGAUGAAGUUUCACCGUUCCACAAGACUGAAGUUUUUUCCAUGUGUGGCAAAUCACAAUUGAAUCUCGCUCCAACUGAUAUUCAAAAACAUACUGAAAGGACAAAUACUUCUGAGUUGUCUCCAUCGCAUUUACUUUGCACUCAAGAGCAAGAGGUUGAUUAUCAGAAUGGUGUUCCUGACAUUUUACAAUCACAGCCAUUGUCUUCACCUUCUACUUGUGAUGUUAAAAAGCAUACUGAAACUGCGUACAACCCUGACAUGUCUCCAUUAUAUUUUCCUUAUCCCAAUGAUGAUGAGCUGGCUGCAGGUUAUGCUUCAGAUACUGAUAUACUUCUUAAAGCAAAACAAAAAGUGGAUGCCUUUCUACCUCGAAGAUGGAUAUCAGUAGUUGACAGAGACCACCUACAUGUGAUGUAUUUAUCAAACCAGCAGAGACAAAAGGCAAUACAGCGAUCAUUAGAGUUUGAUAAAGAUGGUGAAGUUAGACUCUUUGUGCACUGUAAACCUUUUGAUGUAACACCUUACCUACCAAAGAGCAAUUCAACUGUGCCACUACCUAUCAACUGGUUUAAUUUAAAUGAAUGUGUAGACAGGAUAGUGUGUAUUGUUAAUAACUUAAGAUCAAUGGAAGUGUGCAGUGGAUAUGAUGAUGAAGUUUAUCAAGAUGUGUGGCAUUCCUGUGAGUAUGGUGAAAUAGAUAAAAAUCCUUAUGAGGAAUGUAGAUAUGUUGAAACAUUUCGGUCUUUAUCUUGUAAGUUGUUAGUUAAAUCCAAUAAGUGGCGGUGUCCUGAAUGCACCAAAAUGCUUAAACCAUUAAAAAGAAGGGCACAUGCAGCAGCUCAAGAGAGUCGACACAAAAACACUCCCAACAUUGCUUUGACUGAAGACCAAAAAUUAAAGAAGUUGAAAGACCAACGCAAGGAAAUAGAUAAUUUGAAAGCUAAACUGUCCCGUGUUCGUGUAAGAAUGCAAGAAGUCAUUAAAAAGGAAAGCUUGCAGCUUGACUAUCAGCUGGCUGAUUCUCUUACAAAUCUUUUGAAUGAAAGUGAUUUAAGUCCUGCUCAGAGUGUUUUUCUACAACAGCAGGUGAAGGCAUCUCAGGUGAAGUCAGCCUCAGGAAUGAGAUGGCACCCAACAAUGAUACGUUUGGCCCUGUCACUCAACAUCACCUCACCAGCAGCCUAUGAGAUGUUACGUAACACAGGUAUGGUGAAACUCCCCUCCAGUCGAACCUUAUUUGAUUAUUCUCAUGCAAGACCUGCUGAGGAAGGCAUUGACAAGGCUGUUUUAGAGAAAUUGGCUGAAACUGUUGAGGAAAUGUCAGAAAAAAUAAAUGCCAAAACUCAAAAGAAGGAAGUGCAUAAGAAAUAUCAUGUUCUAAUGGGUGAUGAAAUGUAUAUCUCUCAAAACCUUGUAUUUCAAAAAUCAACCUGA